Messenger RNA from Triticum aestivum (bread wheat), 2539 nucleotides. RefSeq lists its product as uncharacterized. The transcript is spliced from 2 exons. The coding region runs from base 175 to 588 and encodes 137 amino acids. The record is from RefSeq and is a predicted model, not a curated record. NCBI's taxonomy places the organism in Eukaryota, Viridiplantae, Streptophyta, Magnoliopsida, Poales, Poaceae.
CGAGACACGCUUUCGGUACAUCGGUGGCCGCACCAUCUCACGACGGCGACCCAAAGAAACACGUUAAGACCCGGACCAUUGUGCUCUCCAAACGCGUACCAGUUCAUCGUCAGUAUCCACCAACCAUAAAUAAUCAGGUAGCAGCACCAGCACGGAUCCGCGGCAGCACCAGCGAUGGCAGAGUUCUCGUGGCUCACGGCGCUAGGGUUCGUCUUCCUGACCUUCAACUCCGGCAUGGCCGUCUACCGCUCCAACGGCGACGCGGGGUCCGUCAUCUUCGUCGCCAUCUCCUACCUCGACCUCGUGGCCCUCUUCGCCUGCCUGCGCCUCUACGAGCGCCUCGACCGCCACUCCCCUCGCCGGGAGCGGAUCAAGGCCGCCGUCUGGGCGCUCACCACGCUGCUCACCGUCAUGUUCACCUACAAAGUCGCCGAGGUCAUGCCGCUCGCCGUCAAGCUCCUCGUCUGGGCGAUGGCCGCCGCCACCACCUUCGGCGGCUUCUACGUCUUCUUCGUCCACGACGACAAGCAGUACCAGCAGCUGCAGGACGCGUCGGCGGCCGCCGAGCGCGGGGACGUCGCCAACUAGUAGCUGUACUAGACGGCGGCGGGGCGCUUGCCGCCGCGAGGUACGUGCUUCGGUGCUAACAGCGGCGUGGGGCGUUAGAUCUGGGGGCAAACUACUAGGUCGUUCCUGUAUCUUGGCUGUUCCUCUUCGCUUUUUUUGCCGGCUUGCUGUCACAUGCUCUGCUUUGGCUUGCCGGUGUGCUCGGAUUAGCAGAUCUGGAAUUUGGCCACCGGCAGAGGAGAUCUGUCCAGUUUGAUUAUAUGCUUGUUGAUCACAUUGAUAAUUGUGUGCCCUGUUGAGAAGUGAGUUUGUGUUAAUUAUAGUUCCUGAUUGGACCACCAAAUUGGGCGUGUGUCCGCCACGAGGAGGAAGAAACUGCGACAGCUUAAGGUAAGUUGAGUGGAUUGCAAUUGUGUAAGGGCUCUAUUUGCAUCAGGAGGAGGGUAGGGGAACAGAUGCUGAGGGAGUAUAGAGAAGAAACCAGAGAAAAGCCAUAGUCUGCGAAAGUGGAUGAUCCCUUGGUACAGAGGUGGUGUUGAAACUGCAGAUAGUUUCCUUGAAUUUGUGUGAAAACAGUGAAUUGUCGUGACUAACCACAAGUUGACAACUCCACGGGAACUUUAGAUUGAACAUGUGGCCACUGGAAAUUUGAUCAACGAACGGAAAAUAUUUCAACCGUACUUGAGGUAUAUGAGAGCAAGAGUCGAAAUCAGUCAACCAUUGGUGGCCUCAUCAGCGUGCGAUUGUUUUUGUACUAUCUUAAAGAUUUCAGCUGAUUUAUGUCCGUGCUUGCAAAGAGUGUCUGGAUUGCUCUUACCACCUGGAUAAAUAUCUUUUCAUGGAUCAUUCAAGAAACUUGAAGUGCAGAUAUCCUUCAUACUCCACCUUUUCUUGUCAAGAAAAUAUGACUAAGACAAUAAAUGGGCAAUAUUUCAACUGGAUUUGAGAUAGGAGAUCAAGAGUCAAAUUCAUUCAACCAUUGGUGGCCUCAUCAGCGUUCAAUUGUAUUUUGCACUCUCUUAAAGAUUUCAGCUGAUUUAUGUCCCUGCUUGCGAAGAGCAGCUGGUUUACUCUCAACUUGACGCAGAAGUAUGGAUGCUGGGAACCACGUCACCUCCUGGAUGAAGGAGAUCAUUUCACGGUUCAUUUAAGAAAAUUGGCAAAGUGCAGAGAUCCUUCAUAUAACUUCAAGAAAAUAAGACAAGACAAGAUUGUGUGCAGAGACUGGAGAGCCAGAAUAAUAAAGAGUAGAGAAGUUGUUCACGUCAGAAGAACAAUGAGGAGGGAACUUGUUCAUGUUUGCUUUUCUGUUUACCAGUAUACCGAUGAACUGUUCGUAAUGAAAAUACAAGCACAGACUAAGACAGCUCAUUGAUAACUAUGUGUAGUGGGAGCUAGGAAAGUGUCAUUGGAAUUUAUUAUCAGCAGUAAUGGAUGACACAUACAAGAGAAUUGAUACAAGAAAAUUUACAAAGCAGCGGAUGUGCAAGCAGAAACAAAUAUAUUACAGCUAUGACAAUGCUGAUGCCAGUGCCAAUUCCGAUGCUAAUUCUUUGUCACAUUACCCGGCAAGCCGACAGCAAGGUGAGUUGCAAGGGAAGAGAAAAGGCCAAGAUAUAAUAACCCCUAGUUGCCCAAAUAUAAUUUGCCGUCGCUGUUGCCUGAGGUAUGUGCUGCGCUGUAGCAAGUGCACAGCCUGCCCUAUUUACGCGUUUAAGUUGAAUAAAUUCCACUAUCUGCGAGCUAUAAGCUGUAGCCUUUAUAUAAACUGUAUUAUGUCUAUCUAUGAUUAUAUCGUAUGUUGUUCAUGUCUGUAACUGUCGUUCAUGGCUGGGUUAAGUACGUAUUGUACACUACUGGCUUCUACUGUCGUUUGCUCCUCGUUGUAAUAUUAGGGGGUUCAUCAUCGGAUAUUCAUGGUCUGUAUUCAGUAUUUCUGUAUAAAAUGGGUGCCUCUGUGCUGUCCUAGUAA